Molecule: messenger RNA, 1287 nt
Organism: Haemonchus placei
Lineage: Eukaryota; Metazoa; Nematoda; Chromadorea; Rhabditida; Trichostrongylidae
Source: the annotation of a GenBank genome assembly
AUGAGUGAGAUCAGCUCAGUGAACCCCAGUGAUUCUGCUAGCAACAUACACUCUGCAUCUCUGCGAUCGGACAGCAAAGUUAUGGAGGCAGUGAAAGAAGGUUUGAGUACAUCAAGAAGACAUGGGCCGCAAGGGGUGGACGUACUAUCUCAGAUCAGCAGCGCAAUCGCAGAUGAAUGUUUGUCGAGCUCCAUGAGUGUGAUAGAGCCCGCCCUGGCCUUAUUGGAGACGAGGGGAGUGCAUGCACUUCAUGGUCCUACUCUUUUUGUUGAGUACUGGACGGGUGCUGAAGAGACAGAUGAUACUGCAAUUGACACGGAACAUUUCGAAUACAAAGCUGAUGCUCGUUACAAUCAGUUUGGGCAGAUAGCGCGUUGGGAGAAGAUCGCUUGCGCCCUGCUGAAUGCUACUGUCCGUGUGUGCCAGCAAAGCGGAGGCCAGAAGUUCGCAGGGCAUUUGGGAUUGAUCGGCCCACCACUUGACUUGGACUCCGACCGUGUAGAUAGGAUGCUUUGGUGUGCCAGACGUUUACACCAUACUGUUGUUCCUUACUGUGUUGUCACGAACUUCUGGGCCGUGUGCUGUGGAGCAGAGCCUAGGGCGGGAUAUGGAGAUAUGCUUGCUGCACUUACCGCAAUUUUCAUGGCUGACCAUAGAAAUCUGAUCCGUUUGGCUAAGGCAGGAGAAGGGGUGAACUCCAUUGUGGUACGCCGAUUAACCUUGAAUCGCAACCGACUCACCACAGUAGUUUUAUACUUACUAUGCACCUCAUAUGCUCCAAGUGAUGAGGCAUUAAAUCUUUAUACUACCGUCAACUGGAGGUUGGACAGACGAGUAAGCACAUUGAAUCGCCUCUGGAAAGUAAUGAAUGACACAGAGCCGCCUACAAGAAUGUUCGACGGUGCGAAUUACACAGAAAUCACGCCGAUAGGACGAGUGAGAGAGAGGAAUUGUGUAGAAGGGGCGCUACCUGAGAAUCCAGCCGCAGAACAGGAAGAAGGAGAAGACGGCGGCCCUGAGGAAGCUGAAGAUGACAGAACUCCGGAGCCAGAGUUUGACCAAGAUGAGGAGAUGCGAUAUCUGGGUGCCGACGAUCCAACCGAUAAAGGCCCAUCAGCGGCCCGCUACGUGGCACCGACUAGGGACUUGCCAAAGACAGUAUACAAGAAGUGUCGGGUUUACUGUGAUUUGCCCGCUGAGGCCAUGUAUUGUAAUAACGAUCGUGAGACUAAAUCAGCCAAAGUGGGCGGGAGAAUGAUAGCCACAUUAACGGAGAAUGUGGUAUGA